Molecule: messenger RNA, 6754 nt
Organism: Vitrella brassicaformis
Lineage: Eukaryota; Vitrellaceae
Source: the annotation of a GenBank genome assembly
GAUCUGGCAUUUUGACGUGUGCAGGAGGGAAUUCAGCUGCUAUGCGCUACUGCAUUCGCUCUUGUUGAGCCAACGGACGAAUCUCGAGUCGCCAAAAGCAACAACGCGACCGCCCUCUUGUCCGUGUGACUGAAGCGGCACGCUCCGGCGAGCACAUCACAGCCAGCAGCCAGCUGCCUCUCUCCAUCGCUCUCGAAUCCUUCUCGCUGACCGAGCGUCCGACCACAUUGUCUGGCUGUCGUGAGCAAGGAUGGCAGCACCUGCGAAUCUGCACCAGCUGGUGAUAGAGAUGGGCAACUGGGACAAGGACAAGCGGUUCAUGGCCGCCAGCGACCUCACCCAGGAGAUCAUCAACUGCUCCACACACCAGUCGCUCGACCAGUCCACCGCGACCAAGGUCUGCCAGGCAUUCCUCACGCAACUCGAGGACCAGUCAAUCGACGUGCAGGUCAGCCAAAUCGAGGGGCACACACAUACACCCACACACGCCCACAACACACCAACACACGCAGAGCGCCUCCCUCUCCCUCUCCCCCUCUCAAUGUGUGUGUGUGUGUGUGUGUGUGCAGGGUAAUGCGGUCAAGUGUCUCGCGAAGAUCGUGGGCCGGUUUGGCGAGCAGCAGAUCACCGACGUCAUGGGUCGGCUGGCGUCCUUGGUGCUCGACGCCAAGGCCGAGGUGCGUGACAUCUACGCCACCUGUCUGAAGGGCCUGAUCUUCGAGCUGCACGACAGCUGCAGCACCAUCGUCUGCCAGGCCGUCAUCCCCAAGAUGCUCCAGGGCAUCACGCAGACAGUCAGCAACAACCCCGCCACGGACACGGCCAUCAAGGAGGAGUGCACCGACGUGCUCCACGACCUGCUCAAGCGAUUCGGGGAGAACAAGAUGUGGUUCAACGAGCAGGUACGCUGUGUGGUGUGCGUUGCUUUGUUGUGUUCACCGCACCAUCAACCAUCCUGUGUUUGGCGUGGUGUGGUGUGGUGUGGUGUGUUGUGGCGCAGGAGCCGGUGUCCCACGCCUUGCUGAAUCUGCUGUCCUCCGCCUACCGCCCCUCCGUCCGCAAGCGCGCCAUCGCGUGCAUCGGUGUGCUCUCAGCGGUCAUGUCGGACCGUCAGCUGCACGGGCUGAUCCGGGUGCUGCUGCAGAACGUGCGCAACGCCAACACCAAGUCCAACAAGCAGAUGUACAUCCAGUGCGUCGGGACGGUCGGCCGCAACGUGGGCUUCCGCAUCGGCAGCCACCUCAGCGAGAUCGCCCCCCUGUUUCUGAGCAUAUGUGGCGAGGACAGGGAGGGCGAGGAGGACACGGCCAUGGACGGGGGCGACGCAGAGGCCGAGCACGAGGUGGUGGAGAACUGCCUCACCGCCAUAGAGUCGUUCGUCAUCAAAUGCACCCAUCAGGUACCCCUCCCUCCCUCCCUCCCUCCCUCCCAUCUCGCCUCUGUGUACGGUGUGUGGCAUUUCGUGUGGUGUGGUGUGGUGUGGUUGUCUAGAUGGUUCCGUAUCUGGAUCAGCUGAUCAAGAAGUCUUUGGCGUUGGCCGAGUACGACCCUAACUACUAUGCGGGCGGUGAUGAUGACGACGAGAUGCUCGACGGUGAGGAGGCCGACGAGUACGACGACGAGGGGCUGGCCGAGAGCGAUGACGACGACACCUCUUGGAAAGUCAGGAGGGCCGCUCUCAAGGUCGGGCGACUGACACACACACGGAGAGAGAGGGAGAGGGGGAGGUGCACAUGUGUGUGGUGUGUGUGUUGUGUUGUGUUGGGGGGGUGUGCAGGUGUUGUCCGCGUUGAUUCGUUCGCACCCGGACCGCCUCGAGAAGUUUUACACGGCCCUGACAGCCCCGCUCGUGAGCCGCCUUAAGGAGAGGGAGGAGAACGUCCGACUCGACGUAUUCAACACCGUCGGCGAACUCGUCAAGGCCGCCGUCGUCCACCAGGUGCCCCACGCCCUACAGUCCCCCUCACCGCUCCCCCACAUCUGCAUUGGGCCUGUGUGGUGUGUGGUGUGUGUGGUGUGUGGUGUGUCAGGAUACGCCCACUGGUCCGUUGGAUUUCGAGAGCAGCGGUGCGGAGCGGUCGACGAGCGGCGCCAUGGCACAGCAGGAGCGCAACAAGGCCGCCCUGCCCCGCCAGCGACCCGCAGCGGCCAUCUUCAUCAAGGAAUUCGAACGAGCAAACGCCGUCCCGCGUAAGACCUCACAAUAUCUCUCACACCACACACCUGACUACUCCUAUGCCGUGUUUAUGUGUGUAUGUGUAUGUGUGUGUGUGUGUGUGUUGGUGUCUGUCAGUGAUGCUUCGCCACCUGCGCAAUUCGUCGCUCAAGACCCGACAGGGCGCUCUGCAGCUUUUCAAGACGAUCGCCCAGAACCUGCCCACCGAGCUGGAGCCGUGGCUGCCCAAGAUGCUGCCCGAGCUGGUCAAGGGCCUGCAGGGCUCACACAGCAGCAUCCGGCUCGACGCACUCGUGCUGCUCUUCCUGCAAGCCGAGCACUACCAGGUCAGUCAGCACCGACAGAUCGACACACAGACAAGUGUGUGUGUGUGUGUGUGGAUGGGGGGCUUAUUUGUGUGUGUGUGUGUGUGCAGGAUGCGAGUGUGUUCCAGGGGAUGGCGCCCACUCUGUAUCCCAUAUUUCUGAAGCUGCUUGACGACAGCUACUACAAGAUCGCCGCGCAGUCGCUGCGGGUGUGCGGGGCGUACGUCUAUGCGCUGCGCCCCGACCGCACGGAGCCCCUCGACACACCCAUGGAGCAGUACCUGCACCCCCUCUGGGACGCACUGCAGGCCAAACUCACUCAGGCCGACAUUGACCAGGUCAGACAGGCACACAGGGAGGGAGGGAGGGAGGGGGGAUGGUGUGCAGACGAGUGGUGCGAAGAUGCAUGGGUGUGUUGCGGUGUGUUGUGUUGAGUGCAGGAGGUGAAGGAGUGUGCGUUGUACUGUUUCGGCCACAUGCUGGCUGUCGUGGGGGACGUCCCCGCAUUCGCCAAGUCCAUCGACGCGGCACUCAUGCCGUUCGUCGACCGACUCAAGGUACUCACCCCCCCAGAACCACCACCAAGGCGUUCUCGUCAAGCGUGCCCCUCCCUCCCUGCCUGUGUGUGUGUGUAGAAUGAGGUGACUCGCAAGACGGCCCUUGCGAGUCUCAAGACGGUGUGUGCGUCGCCUCUGUCCAUCAACCUGGACCCCGCUCUGGUGCCGGCCAUCGCCCACCUGUCGUCGCUCCUCAACAACCAGAGCCGCUCCUUCAGACAGAUCUGCCUCGACGUACUCGUCGCUCUCGUCCGCAAAUAUGGGCCCAAGGUGGACGCCAGCAUUCUCAACCGACUCCUCGAGUGAGCAGAGGGAGAGAGAAUGUGGUCAAUUAAUGGUUCUCAUGUGUGCCGGAUGUCUGGAUGGAUGUAGGGACUGCACGCCGUACGUCAAGGACACGGACCUGCACAUAGCGGAUCUGUGCAUGCAGCUCAUCACCACCACACUCGCCACGGUGCCGGCGACCGCACCUGUGGUCGCCAAGACCUGCAUGGCCUCCGUUCUUACACUCUGCCGAUCGCCCAUUCUCCAGGUACCAACAUCCAGCCACCCCACCCAGACACAUCCAUCCAUCCAUCCACCGACUCACACACCUUUCCUCUGUGUUUGUUCAGGGCCACACGUUGGUGUCGAUAUUGGAUUUCUUCGGCCACGUGGUGGACCACCCGCAGCACUUCCCGCACAAACAGGUCUUCACCGAGCUGUCCGACGUGUCCCCCUCCUGCCAGGCCACCACCUCCUCACACACCGCUCGGCAGAUCCUCUCCACCCUCGCCAAGUGCCUCGCGCAGUUCGUCGUCAAGUCGCCCGCCAAGACGCAGACCGACGCCAUCAAGGGCUGGCUCAAGCAGCUCACAUCGGCUUCUGGCAAGGAGGUGGGCGGCGCCAGCAACAUGGUCAAAGUGCGCGAGAUCGAGCUGGCCGUGCUGGCUCUCGGAGAGACUGGGCGACUCGGUGAGACACUGACUGACACACGAAGAGGGAGAGAGGGAGGGAGGGAGGGAGGGAGGGAGCGAGGGGGAGGGGGCCAUGGAUGUCAGUCGUGCUGUGAUGUCGUUGUGUGUGUGUGUGUGCAGUGGAUUUGAGCAAGCACAAGGGUGCGUUGGAGGCCUUCCUGGGUCUGUUCCACUCGCCCCACGAGGAGAUCCGCUCGGCGUCCGCCAUCGGUCUCGGCUACGCCACGUGCGGCGCCAUGAGCACCUUCCUCAAGGUGCUCGUCGGCCAGAUCCACUCGAGCGACCGCUCCACACGGUCCGCCAACGGCGCCCAGAACACCCACAAGACCCACUACCUCCUUCUCACGUCGCUGCGUGAAGUCGUGGCCCAGCACCAUGCGGGCACUCCCGCGCCGCCCCCGGCUGCUGCUGCUGCUGGUGGUGCUGGUGAGAUGAACGGCGUCAAGAGCAUCGAGCAGCCGACGUUGACGGAGCACCUGAAGCCGCACGUCAACAAAGUGCUGCCCAUCCUGGUCGAGUACGCCUCGAGUGAGGAGGAGAGCGACCGCACCGUCGUGGCUGAGUGCCUCGGGCAGAUCCUCCUCCUCGACCCCGUCGCCGUCUCGCCCACACUCGCACCCCUCUUCGACACGGACGACGCCAAGAGCCGCACGACAGCAGUGUCUGCCCUCAGGUUCGCGGCGGCCAAGCAGUGCGACAUCAAGACGCUGGAGGGGCUGCAGCCGCAGCUGAUGCGGGCCCUGACGGACAGCGAGCUGAUGGUGCGCAAGGCGGCCCUGCAGACGCUUAAUGUCGUGUGCGUGACGCGCUCGUCGACCUCGCUGCUGAGCGACGUGCAGAUGCAGCAGAACCUGGUGGAGCAGCUCUUUAAAGACACCCAGGUCGAUCAGAAGCUCAUCCGCGAGGUCGACCUCGGACCGUUCAAACACAAGGUGGGUGGGUGGCUCUCACAGACACACACAGAGAGGGGGAGAAGGUCACUGUGUGUGUGUGUGUGGUGUGUGUGAAUGGGUGGUUCUCUCUCAGGUUGAUGACGGUCUGCCGGUGCGCAAGGCGGCCUACACAGCCCUGGCGUCGCUGCUGAACGUGUACCCGGACACGGUGGCGUCUGGUCGUCUGAUGGACUUCAUCCACGUGGGCCUGGCCGACCACGAGGACGUGCAGGUGCUGUGCUGCCAGAUUCUCACCACCCUCGCCCACAUCAACCCCACAGCCGUCAUCCAGAAACUCGAAAAGAUCGUCGACCCACUCGACAAGGCACUCGCCAAGGUCUGUGUGUGAGGGGAGGGAGGGAGAGAAGGGCUGCCACAGGUGAAUGUCCGUCCAUCCAUGUGUGCUGUGCGUUUGUUGUGUGUUUUGUGUGUGUGGUAAUUAAGGCGUUGAAGCAGCUGAGUUCUGGCCAGGAGGUGGAGCGUGUGAGCGACGCCCUGCGGCUCUACACGCGGACGCUCCAGACCGUUCACGACAUACCCGAGGCACGGCAGUGCCAGCCGUUCCAGGUCGGUCCAGGCACACACAACACACACCGCACACAACACAACACACACACCAUUAGUAUUCAUGUCUGUGUGUGUGUGUGUGUGUGUAGGAUUUCCUGCACAAGAUAUCCCGCAAUCAGCAGUUCCAGGCCUUCGGCGACUUCUACAGUGCCGCACAGGUCUGAGCUCUGCUGAUCCAUUCUGGCGAUCUCUCGAGUCUCGCCCCCCUCCCAUCCCUCCGCCAUUCACCAUCUAUUCAUCGCAUGGCAGAUUUAAGGGCAGCCAGCCAGCCAGCCAACCAGUACAGCCAGCCAGACAGACAAACAGCCUGUUGACCGUCCCCUCUCAGCCGUGCCCUUCUCUCUACCUCUGCCUGUGAGGGAGGCCAUUCAGUGACGGCUGUGAUGUGACGAGUGCGUGUGUGAUGUAGGACGGACAGAUCUUUUUGUCCACAUAUCCUCCCGCCCUAUCUCUCCGUCCAUCGAGCUGCCUGUGUCUCUGCCUGCCUGCCUGCCUGCCUGCCUGUCCCCUAUCGCAGUCUUGUCGCUACCUGUCUGCCUGUCUGUCUGUCUGUCUGUCUGUCAGCUCCGUGUGGUCGAUGAUUUCUGGCUAUAUUUGUGAAGAAGUGUCGGGGGGCCCUCCCACUGACUGACUGAGAUGGUGCCUGCGUGUCUCUGCCUACCUGGUGGUGAUCGAUGGAAGCGGGCUGAAUUUGGUCCGCCUGGUGGUGGUGGUGGGCGGGGCGAUUGGGAGUGCAAUCAGUGACGUGUGUGCCUUCCAUUCAUCCCCUUGUUGUUUGCUGCAUGUACCAUACCAUACACACACAUACCGAUGAGUGCGCGCCCAGAAGGGUUGGCAAAACACACAGGCAGGCAGACAGCUGACUGAUUGACGUGCGGCCAGGCCGGCCUCCUUGCAUCUCAUCACUUUGACGAUGUCGGUUUGGUGGUGCAUUCGGCUGGUGUCUUGUCUUGCACCCUCAUGCUCCUGGUCCAGCUGUGCCCAUGCAUUCCAUGUGCACAGCGGAGCCAACAGCUGUGUGGGAGCCAGCACCGGCCAGAAUGCAACACCGACAGACAGACAGCUAACACAGCAGAGCAGAACAUGCAAGACCAUCUAGCUGCAGCUGCACAUGACCGGUGUGUGUGUCCUGCCUUCCAUGUGCCUAUCUACCGAUUGUAUCUCCGUGUGUUGUGUGUGUGUGUUCGUGUCUGUCUGUCUGUCCCUGCAUCAGUGCAGCAAUAUCAAUUGGAUGUGCGAGACUUUUAAUCUCAGUCAAACC